AUGAAGCUUCACACUAUUGCUUUAGGCUCUGGCUUGCUCGGCGCGGCCGCUGUCCACGCUGCAAAAAAUGGACUCCCUGUCGAUAAAGUCUACGGAGUGAAUCUCGGUGGAUGGUUACUUAGCGAGCCCUGGAUGAACCCCAAGGAGUGGCUAUCUAUGGGUGGUGAACAGUGCGAUGACUGCUCUACCUGCGCUGCUAGUGAAUUUUCUCUCGUUAAGAAGAUCGGCCAGGCCAAAGCAGACGAAGUGUUUGCGAAGCAUUGGUCGACUUGGUUUACACAAGAAAACGUGGACGCCAUCUCCUCAGCGGGACUCAACACUGUUCGCAUCCCCUUGGGCUAUUGGAUCGUUGAGUCACUUGUGGAUCGCUCCACCGAGUACUAUCCCCGUGGAGGAAUGGCAUACCUCAAAAAGGGGCUUCGUAUGCUCAAAGCCAAGGGCAUCCACGUUAUGUUGGACUUCCAUGCUUUACCCGGCGUCUCGAGCGCCAAUCAGAUGUUUGCUGGACACUGCACCAGCGAUGUCCAGUUCUACACUGAGAAAAACUAUAAACGCGCCUUGGCUUGGGCAGGAGUGAUGACAGCUAUGACUCAUCUGGACCCUGACUUUGCUACCGUGUUCUCGAUCGAGGCUAUCAAUGAGCCUCUCAUGGAUGCUAACCAGACGCCAGGAUACGGCGAUUACCAAAAGCGAUUCGUAAUAGUGGUACGCAUCAUUGAGCUCUUGUUGGGAAUCAAGUGCCCGGACACGGACUAUUCCAAGUUGUACAAGGGCGAUGCGGACACCAAUUCGAUUGAUGUUGGACUGGCUGAAUUGGAUAAAUAUCUGGCCGACCAAGUCGUCAAAGAUGUCGUGCACACCUGCCUCGAGUAUACAGAGGAGAUCUCGCUUCAGUUGGAUCUUAAGCUGAAUCUCCACCCUGUCCGUCGUGCUCUCGGCAUCAGCAUUGGCGUCGGCGGAAGCUCUCUCAGCGGGAUUCCUGAAGCCGAUCUUAUUCAAAUCGGUUCUGGGCACGGUGCCGGCCGCGGUACGAUUGGAGCAAAUGGGAUAAUGCUUGCCGCCCGCUCUGUUCCCGCUUCCGAACCUGUCGUUCCCCACGGAUUAAGCCUGGAGCGCCACAACGCUAAACGCCGGCUUCACCACGACCGUGGUACUUCACUCGGAGUCGGUGUUGGUGUUGGUGUUGGUGUUGGAGUCAGUGUCGGCGUGGGUGUCGGCGCAGGCGCGGGUGUGAACCGCAAAUGUCUAAUGACCUCGUUCCCCAAUAUGCACUGGCAAUACAACAAUCCUCCGAACCCUGCAGACGCUGCUAUCGGUCCUCAGCUGUACGACGCUCACUUGUACUUUUCCUUUGGUGGUGUUGCGGACCCGAACCCCGAGUCUUAUAUGCGAGUUAUUUGCAACACUGAUCGCGUCAAGAACGCUCGUGCUGUCGGUAACAGCCCGCUGGUCUUCGGAGAGUGGUCCCUGGCUACCAACUUUAAUGCGUCCCGAGAAUUCUUGCAGGACUGGGCUGAUGCACAACGAUACAUUUAUGCUGGUGAGGCCGACGGUUGGAUUUUCUGGAGCUUCAAGAUCGAAGAAGGAUCUCCCAAUAUUCCCGCCUGGACUUACUUUGGCGCACGUAAGGAAGGAUACUUCACCAACGACCCUUCCAAGUUGAGCAAUCCGAAUGUAUGCGACAAGUGGAUCGCGAACAGCACGACUACCGCAUAA
This is a messenger RNA of Rhizoctonia solani, 1716 nucleotides long. RefSeq names its product Cellulase (glycosyl hydrolase family 5 protein). The record is from RefSeq and is a predicted model, not a curated record. The transcript is spliced from 12 exons. Bases 1 to 1716 code for a protein of 571 amino acids. Gene Ontology annotation, biological process: glucan catabolic process. Lineage: Eukaryota; Fungi; Basidiomycota; Agaricomycetes; Cantharellales; Ceratobasidiaceae. Gene Ontology annotation, cellular component: extracellular region; cell surface. Gene Ontology annotation, molecular function: beta-glucosidase activity.